AUGGCACAACAGGUUCAGAUGAGCGAUUUCGACAUGCAGCGCACCUUGGGGUGCGGGUCCUUUGGCCGCGUCAAGUUCGCAAAGUACAAGCCGGAUGGGAAGUUCUAUGCUGUGAAGUUCAUGAAGAAGCAUGAGAUCAUCAAGCUCAAGCAGGUGGAUCACAUCAACAACGAGAAGCGCCUGAUGGCCCAGAUUGCGCACCCCUUCAUCGUCAACAUGAUGGGCUACACCAAGGAUGAGCACUUUGUUUACAUCGUCAUGGAGUGCAUCAGCGGCGGAGAGCUCUUCACUCACCUGCGACGGGCGGUGGGAGGGGACUAG
Molecule: messenger RNA, 321 nt
Organism: Symbiodinium natans
Lineage: Eukaryota; Dinophyceae; Suessiales; Symbiodiniaceae
Source: the annotation of a GenBank genome assembly